Blumeria graminis f. sp. triticale is the source of this 978-nucleotide messenger RNA. The record is from the annotation of a GenBank genome assembly. Lineage: Eukaryota; Fungi; Ascomycota; Leotiomycetes; Helotiales; Erysiphaceae.
AUGCUUCCCUCUGGACCCCAGUUCGUGAUGAAGACUCAUUGCCAAUCACCCUCACAUUCGCCCGAUAGUUGUGAAGAAGCCUUUAAAGUACAUCGCGAACAUUCUACUCUCUAUCCGGAGCCCGCGUUUCCUGAACAUUUGACUUCAACCACAAAUAUCUCCAUAAAACCUUACGGCGAUGGCUCUGGGUUUUCGUAUACUCCACUUACGGCACGCGAGCACAGCAUCGAUUUAUCACCCUACACAUCUUCUCCUGGAUCAUCUCCCUCUCGUCCGUCAUCCCCAACUUCUUCCACUAGUGAUGAUAAAGAACGGGCCUCUAUCUCACCGCCCCGUUGUCUCCGACCAUUACCAGUUUGUAUUUCCCUCACUCGCCCACAUUCUACAAUAAAACAGAUCAUUCUGAGCGAAGGCACGUUUACAAUUGAAGAAUUCGAAAGUGAAGAUUAUGAAGCAUGGGAUCCAGUAUCUGAUGUAGCUAUACGGCCAUAUCAAUACGAAGAUGCCGACAGCGAGCUCGCAAAUGUCGGUUUUCACGAUCUGGACCAGGAUAAGACUAGUGAUUUAGAUUCACGAAUUGCUGGAGAAUUUCGAAAUCUAACUACUGAAAAUGCUUCUGAUGAUCACGAGGCUUGGGUAGAAGCUUCUCGCGCCGAAAGACGCCGACGUCGCCGAAGUUCUGUUCAAAAGCGCACAUUAUCAAUGAGCAUUGGCUCGGAUACGGAUGAUGAAGAUUUGCAGCCAAUCAUUCUAGAGGCAAAUGAGGCAGGUAGUUCAGCACGACGUCUUCGCCGCAGGGUUUGUAAGCGAGUUAGUCUUAUAUUCGACGAUCCGCCGGAGCGCAUUGAUGAGGAGGAUGAAGGCCCCGAAAUGGCUGAAGAAGCGGUAGAAAUUGAAGGCGAUGAUGAGCUACAAAGGGAGCUCCCCUAUUGGGGCUGGUCGCAAAUUAUGGAUAUAGAAUCUGACUCCGAUAGUUGA